This is a messenger RNA of Pyricularia oryzae 70-15, 1299 nucleotides long. RefSeq lists its product as uncharacterized. Lineage: Eukaryota; Fungi; Ascomycota; Sordariomycetes; Magnaporthales; Pyriculariaceae. The transcript has a single exon. The record is from RefSeq and is a predicted model, not a curated record. Bases 145 to 876 code for a protein of 243 amino acids.
AAUUUCCCCAAUUUGAGUGAAAGCCUGGGGGCUUGUUGAUUUCAACUACCACGACGCAGACUGACAAAAAUCAAACAACUACCAUUUACCCACUGGAUCAAGUCCACGAUCAUCGGAACCCGGUCGCCACUAGCCAGAUACGAAAUGGCAACAACCAUGGCCAUCAUUCCCUCGACAGUUCCCAGCCAAGCCAAGCGAAAACAGCCGCCCGAUGGCACAACUACCAUUUCUUCCACGGACGAUGCUACCACGAACAACAAGAAGCAGAGGACGGGGCCCAGUAAUUCCCGGAUCCCUUCCAGGCUGCCGCUAGAGCCCCAUGAGGCCGUCCUGACCGAGCUGCGGCCCCGGUACGACAUUGCUACCUUCUCAGUCAUAUCCUCAACUAGCAUGUCCAAGCGGAUCGAGCAGAUCCUCACCCACCUCGGCCGAUUCCACCCCUCAGACAUGGCCGUCCUGCCCGGUGCUGCACUGCUACACGCCCGAUCCAGAGAUGCCGCCAAGAUGGUGUCCUUGACAGAGCUUAUCUGUCGCCGGAUCCACGAGGAGGGUCAGAAGUGGUUCCAGUACAACAGGCUGUACGAGGUCGAUGUCGAAGCUUCCGAAGAAACCACCGUAAUUGAGGAGACGGUGCUCCGUGGUGUGUCUGACGACCUUGACGAGGAUGGGUUCGAGAUCGCAGCUACGGAGCGGGCAGUGGCUGCUCCAAAUGUAUUUGAGAGAGCAGUCAUGGGUCGGCCCAAGACGGAGCAUGCACUCUAUAUGAGUGUUUUCUUGUCAAGAGUGCCAAUCCCGGAACUCAGGGCAAAAUCCUUCAUCACAGAGCAGACAAACUCUGCCGCAAUCAACCAGCAACAAAGGCGAAAUUUUGGCUAGUUAUCUCUGGCCCGUCAACCACAAUGAGCACACGAAGACAUUUCUCCUCCCGAGGUUGCCCCCACCACGUUUUGCUUCCUAGUCAACAUAUUUUGUUGGCAAAGCUGCACUACUUUGGCUGUGCACACGAUACGGACGGCCCUUACUCCAUUACUUGGUGGGAGAGUUUUGACGAAAACCUUUUAAUAUUUGCAUUGCAUUUGGCGUUCAAGGAAUGGACGUAGACAUGAUACCCGGCAUCCGGAAUGAGACAUGAGGCAACCAAGGCUUUCUCACACAUCUACAGCUAGCCUCUGGCUUUCUGGUUCCAGAUAAACACAAUGAUCCUUCUGUACCUAAUUAACACGACAGACUUGCCUUUUUUGCCACCACCCUAGCAUUCAGUAUAUCCAAAUAUAACAUGUCAUGCUUUUUUCCCAACCC